Molecule: messenger RNA, 453 nt
Organism: Trichoplax adhaerens
Lineage: Eukaryota; Metazoa; Placozoa; Uniplacotomia; Trichoplacea; Trichoplacidae
Exons: 3
Coding region: 1-453 (150 amino acids)
Source: RefSeq, a predicted model, not a curated record
AUGGCCAAUUUUGGGAGUGUCCGUUAUCGUGAUAUUCUUGGUGUGGACGAUAAUAAUAUCAACGUCCGUAGACGAGAACUUGCUAAUUCAGGAAAAGGUAUAGAAAUCGGUGUGGAGGAUGGCGUUGACGUGUUCGCCGCUGGACUGGAUGCUUGGGUCUUUGGUGUUGUUGCUUGGGUCUUUGGUGUUGUUGCUUGGGUCAUUGGUGUCGUUGCUUGGGUCUUUGGUGUUGUUGCUUGGGUCUUUGGUGUUGUCGCUUGCGCUGUUGGCAAUUGGGCUGAUGGCGUUGCUGUUUUUGUAGGCGUGCUUGCGGUGGUAGGAGGCAAGCUUGUCGAUGUUGUUACUCUACUACUAGUAGGCAAUUUUGCAGAAGUCGGUGUACUACCAGUCGCUGAAGUAGGUUUAGUCGCCGUGGUUACAUGGGCCGAUGAUGAUGAUGAUGCUGUCGUCUGA